Messenger RNA from Medicago truncatula (barrel medic), 1689 nucleotides. RefSeq names its product probable protein phosphatase 2C 22. NCBI's taxonomy places the organism in Eukaryota, Viridiplantae, Streptophyta, Magnoliopsida, Fabales, Fabaceae. The transcript is spliced from 4 exons. Gene Ontology annotation, molecular function: protein serine/threonine phosphatase activity; cation binding. Bases 357 to 1502 code for a protein of 381 amino acids. The record is from RefSeq and is a predicted model, not a curated record. Gene Ontology annotation, biological process: protein dephosphorylation.
UAAGUACCCCUUCAAAAAAGGGUUGUGCCGUUGCAAAAACAAAUCAUAAAACAAGGAAACACAUUCAUUCAUUCCACCGCAUCUUCGAAACCCAAACCCUCACCGACCACCGACCACCGCCUUCAAUUACGACGGUCAUUCUUCCUCUUUCCCAACACACUCCUUUCUUUCGAACCCUUUCAAACAAAUCUCCACAUUCGUCAAACCACCCUUUGAAUCGCCGACAUAUAAAAAAGACCUAAUUUUUACACUUUUUCUGAUAACCCAAUUCCUUUUUACAAUCUGGGUUAAACCCAUUUUCGAAUUUUGGUUACUGGGUCUGUAUUUUUGAAGUUUGGAUCUUAUGGUUAAGAAAAAUGGAAGAAAUUGAAGGUGUGAAUUGUUUCAGUGAAGGUAGAAGCUCUAGUGAGACUCGACCUCCAAAUCCUAAUUCAUCUAUUGCUUCUGCUUUUCGUCAAUGUCAACGCAAUGAUCCUCUUGUUUUACCAUGCAGAAAAUCUCUUGUUCGCCACGCUUCUCUUCAGACGAAAAUGAAGUUGUCUGAUGUAUCUGCUGAGGAUGUUACUGAAGGUUUCCAGUCUGAUUUCCUUCCAAAGCUCCGUUCCGGAGGAUGUGCUGAUAUAGGGUUCCGGUCAAAUAUGGAGGAUGUGUAUGUUUGUGUUGACAAUUUUAGGCAGGGCCAUGGGCUCAACAAACAUAUAGAUGGACCAAGUGCUUUCUAUGGGGUGUUUGAUGGGCACGGUGGAAAGCAUGCUGCUGACUUUGCUUGCAAUCAUUUGCCAAAGUUCAUUCUCGAGGAUAAAGAUUUCCCAGUGGAUAUUGAAAGGAUAGUUGCUUCCGCCUUUCUGCAAACAGACUAUGCAUUUGCGGAAGCUUGUUCUCUCAAUGCUGCCCUUGCAUCCGGCACCACUGCUUUGGCCACUCUUGUUAUAGGAAGGUUGUUGGUGGUGGCAAAUGCUGGAGAUUGUCGAGCAGUGCUGUGCCGUCGUGGAAAAGCAAUUGACAUGUCAAGAGACCACAAACCAGGUUGCAUGAAAGAGCAGAGGCGUAUCGAGGCAUCUGGGGGGUCUGUCUACGAUGGGUAUCUUAACGGGCAACUUAAUGUUGCUCGAGCUAUUGGUGACUGGCACAUGGAAGGAAUGAAAGGCAAAGAUGGUGGACCACUCAGUGCAGAGCCUGAGCUCAUGACUACAAAACUUACUGCCGAGGACGAAUUUCUCAUCAUAGGCUGCGAUGGGAUUUGGGAUGUUUUUAGAAGCCAAAAUGCUGUAGAUUUUGCACGGCGCAGGCUUCAGGAGCAUAACGACCCAGCUGUUUGCAGCAAGGAUCUGGUUGAUGAGGCCUUGAAGAGAAAAAGUGGAGACAAUUUAGCGGUUGUUGUGGUUUGCUUUCAGCAGCAGCCUCCACCGAAUUUGGUAGCACCACGCUCCAGAGUGCACAGGAGCUUCUCUGCUGAAGGUUUGAAGGAGUUGCAAAGCUUUUUGGAUAGCUUGGCAAAAUAAGUUGGCACAAGUCUUUACGGUUCCUUCUUGUUUAAUUUAAUUUUAUGUACCUCUUACGAGAAUUGAGAUUCAUUUGUAACUGUAGGUGUUACUUGUUAGGUGUAGUAGGAUGAGAGAGAACUUUCUGACUGUAUCAUAUGCGGCAUCUGACAUUUUAAUUUACUGGCACUUGUUCGUUCUUAUUUCA